AUGGCUCCAUCAAUGCUCAGCACCUCUCGAAUCGCUUCUCGAAUCUUCCAAAAUGCUCAUCGAUUACUGGCAACGGCAGCCGCUGAACAACCACUGAUCAAACUUUCCAAUGGUACAACUAUGCCACAAGUUGGGCUGGGAACAUGGCAGUCCUCUCCUGAAGAAGUGAAAGCUGCAGUGAAAACUGCUCUCGAGGGUGGAUAUAAAUUGAUCGACACGGCUGCUGUUUAUGAAAAUGAAGAUUCAAUUGGUGAAGUUAUUAAGGGAAUGAUCGAUGCCGGAAAAAUAUCUCGCCCUGAAAUCUUCAUUACCACAAAGGUUUGGGUCACUCACUUGCACCCGGACGACAUCGAGCCAUCCAUUCAAGCCUCUUUGAAACGCCUUCAAAUGAACUAUGUUGAUCUCCUGCUAGCCCAUAUGCCGACUUGCUUCAAUCAUGACAUGACUCAACAAAAUAAAUCGGUGACUGUAAAGGAUAUAUGGGGUGGAUUGGAACGUGUCUACAAGAAGGGACUGACUAGAGCAAUCGGCGUAUCGAACUGGAAUGGCGAUCAAAUCGAGAGCGUUAUGAAAGUCGCUUCUGUACCAAUUCAUAACUGCCAGGUGGAGCUUCACCUCUACUGGCCUCAACACGAACUACACGAAGUCUGCAAGAAACACAACGUUUCCCUUACAUCAUAUGCCUCUCUAGGAUCUCCGGGACGAGCCAAAUUCAUGCCCGAUAAAUUCGGAUGGUAUGAUGCACCAAAUGAUCUCGAAGAUCCAAAUGUGAAAAAGCUUGCACAAAAAUAUUCAAAAACCCCUGCACAGAUUUUGCUGCGCUACGUAAUGGAUCGAGGAAUCGCAAUUAUACCCAAGUCUGUCAAGCCCGCUCGAGUAGCCGAGAAUUUCAAGUUGUUCGACUUCUCAUUGACUAAGGACGACAUCAAAUUGCUGGAAUCAACGAAGCACCGUCAGAGGCUGUUCCUUGACGAAUUGUAA
Haemonchus placei is the source of this 981-nucleotide messenger RNA. The record is from the annotation of a GenBank genome assembly. Lineage: Eukaryota; Metazoa; Nematoda; Chromadorea; Rhabditida; Trichostrongylidae.